Fonsecaea multimorphosa CBS 102226 is the source of this 2709-nucleotide messenger RNA. RefSeq lists its product as uncharacterized. The transcript has a single exon. Gene Ontology annotation, biological process: protein deubiquitination. Gene Ontology annotation, molecular function: cysteine-type endopeptidase activity; cysteine-type deubiquitinase activity. The record is from RefSeq and is a predicted model, not a curated record. Lineage: Eukaryota; Fungi; Ascomycota; Eurotiomycetes; Chaetothyriales; Herpotrichiellaceae. Gene Ontology annotation, cellular component: cytosol; nucleus. The coding region runs from base 1 to 2709 and encodes 902 amino acids.
AUGCAACAAAACCACCAUCCCUAUGGGCAACAUCCCAUGCCCAUGCAGCCUCCUCAGAGGCGUCAUGAUGUCCCCUACGCGAAUAUGCCGCCUCCCAUGAGGCCUCAUCCGCAAUAUCAACCAUACUAUCAACAGCAUAUGGCCCCAAUGAUGCCCCAAUACCCUCAACACUAUCCGCCGAACUGGUAUGGAUAUCAACAACCCCACAUGCAUCCUAUGCAUGGCAGACCGCCAUAUUAUGCUCAGCUCCCUGUCCCGCCGCCUCAGUAUCCUCCUGCGGCUCCUCCUCCCCAUCACGGGCCUCUGGUUGUAUCCUCCCAGCCGCACGUGCAACCUACGCCUCGACUCCCUCAAGGAGUAGCAUCUAUGCAGCCACCUCCAACCUCGACCGCUCCUUCGAUUGCCUCGAACCCGGUUCAAACACCGCCUUCUCCUCCGCUCAGCACCUCAAGCACGGUGAAUACAAGAAAAGAUAACAUCUCUCCGGCGAUUUCUCCUGCACCUCAACGGGUCCAAACCCCGUCUGCUGAUACUCCCAGAGAACCCUUUUACCCUCCAGUCCCUUGGUUGUCUGUCGAGGGCGAAGCCUUCCCCCCGCGUGCUCCUCGACAGAGACGGCGGAUUCCUCGUUCCCGGCUCGCCAAGGAACCGGUGGUCUAUCCCGUGGUAGAACCAACCGCCCAAGAACCAAGUGCUCCCGCAGCCACUGAAGAAGAGCCGGCACAAGAGCAAUUGAAAGCACUGCCACAAGAGGAGGAUGAGCCCACAGAUACCUCCGCCGAACAGCCUGUCACACAAGCAUCAACACCCUUGCCAUCGGAUGCCCCCUCGGAUGCCGCUUCUACCCAACCAACGACCCCUUCUUCUGCCGUUCCUGCUCCCCUGUCAAAAUCUCAGCAAACUCCGACUCAACCAAAAGUUAGACCCAUUGGUCCUGUCCUGCCAGCCGUCCCAGUCCUGCCAUCUAGCCCUUCCGCAACGCGCUCAAGCCACCGUGAUUCAAUCGUCUCAGCACAAUCAAAGUCAUCCGAAUCAGCACAACCAUCUCUAGAGAUAAAGGAGCCGGAAAACAUUUCAUCAGAGGCGUCGGAAACGAAGGCAAUUUCUGAAGCUGCCGCUCCUACUGUUUCCCCGCCGGCUCCGCCAAAAUCUUGGGCAAAUCUUUUCAAGUCAAAUGAAGUGCGGAGUGGCCUGUCCACGGCCCUGCCUUCCAAGGCGGCCUCAACCGUAUCUGGAACCGGGAAGAGUGAGACCCUGUCUGAUGUGCUUAACGACAUGAACGCGAUCGUUGAGGCACCACAUAAAAUCUCUUUCCUAAAACCGCGUGGGCUUGUCAAUACAGGCAACAUGUGCUACAUGAACUCUGUGUUGCAAGUCCUUGUUUUCUGCUUGCCGUUCUACGAUUUUCUAGCAAAAUUGGCUGACCGAGCUCCACACACAUUCAAGAGCGACACUCCCUUGAUUGAUGCAGUCAUAAUGUUUGUACGAGAAUACCCCAUCAUCUGCUCUGCAAAUUCCGUGGAUCAGCUCCGCCUGCGCUUAAAGCCAGAUGAUUAUGAGAACUAUGGCGACUCUUUCAUUCCCGAGUACGUUUAUGCCGCAAUCAAGGAUCUGCCUCGGUUUCGAGAAAUGAGGAGGGGCCAUCAGCAGGACGCUCAAGAAUUCCUCGGAUUUCUACUGGAAGAGCUGCAUGAAGAAUGUGCUCGCGCCAUGAAAUCUACUACGGCUUCGAGUUCCGGCCGAACGACGCCUGUUGGCAGUGUUUCCAACGCCUCGGAGCACGCUGAUACUGAGAAUGGCUGGACGGAAGUGGGCCACAAGCAAAAGCCUGCUGUCACCCGAUCUUCAGGAAUGAUUGCCGCAGAAUCUCCUGUAACCAACAUCUUUGGUGGGAAACUUCGGUCCGAGCUGAAGGUUUCCGGAAACAAGUUGUCCAUCACUCUGGAGCCAUACUCACCGUUGCAGCUUGACAUCGGCUCUCCUCAGGUCAACAACAUCAUUGACGCCUUAAAAGGACUUACCAGACCGGAGAGUAUGCAAGGUGAUUUUUACACCCCAAGAGGAGUGAAAGCCACUGCAACAAAACAAGUCUUUAUUGAGACUCUACCUCCAGUCCUGAUCCUCCACCUCAAACGGUUCCAUUAUGAUAACACCACGAAACGUGCGGAGAAGAUCUGGAAACGAGUUGGCUACCCGCUGGAACUCGAAAUUCCCAAGGAGGUAUUCCCUCUGCAGGUGCGGAACAAAUACACGGCUCACGGUGGCCUACCCAAAUACCGCCUCACAGGUGUCAUCUACCAUCAUGGCAAGAACGCCAACGGCGGUCACUACACUGUUGACAUUCGCCGCCAAGAUGGCCGUGAAUGGAUCCGCAUGGACGACACAAUACUGCGUCGCAUCAGGGCCGAAGAAGUUGCGGAGGGUGGCGCUGAGGAAGAUCCCAAGGUCCUUGCAGCAGCCCUGGAGCAACACAAAGCGAGCGGCAACCGAUUCGAGCAAUUUGAUCAAGAAGCCGAUGAGGAUGAUACCUCCGACAAAACAUGGAACCAAGUCAACGGGCAUUCGAGAUCAAAAUCGACGAUGAGCGCCGUGGUAAAUGGAACUUCCACACCAAAAGAUUCAUCCGGGAAACAGACGCCAAAUCCCAAGUACGCCAUCAAGGACAACAAAGUUGCCUAUCUCCUCUUCUACCAACGGAUCUCCAAUUAA